Molecule: messenger RNA, 2413 nt
Organism: Cyprinus carpio (common carp)
Lineage: Eukaryota; Metazoa; Chordata; Actinopteri; Cypriniformes; Cyprinidae
Product: 5-hydroxytryptamine receptor 6-like
Biological process (GO): G protein-coupled receptor signaling pathway, coupled to cyclic nucleotide second messenger; chemical synaptic transmission
Cellular component (GO): dendrite; membrane
Molecular function (GO): G protein-coupled serotonin receptor activity; neurotransmitter receptor activity
Source: RefSeq, a predicted model, not a curated record
AUGAUGAGUGUCUCACCUAUCCCUCGAGUAGAGGCGGCAUCAGGUGCGGAUGUUCACAGGAGCAUCAAUGACAGUGGUACUAUCGGUGAUGGCUGGAGCAUUAGUGGCAGUGGUCCCUGGCUUCUCGCAGUCAUGCUGUCCCUCAUAAUUCUGGUGACAGCUUGUGGGAACAUUUUGCUGAUCGCCUUGGUGUUUGCACAUCGGUCGCUGCGCUGCACCUCCAAUUGCUUCCUGGUGUCCCUCUUCCUGUCAGACUUGAUGGUGGCUUUGGUCGUGAUGCCCCCUGCUAUGCUCAACGUGCUGUCUGGGACCUGGGUGCUGUCGCCCGGAUUCUGCCCCGUCUGGCUGUGCUUCGACGUGAUGUGCUGUAGUGCUUCCAUCCUCAACUUGUGUGUCAUCAGUCUGGACCGCUACCUCCUCAUCAUCUCUCCGUUGCGAUACAAACAGCACAUGACCCCGCCUCGUGCCUUGCUUCUGGUGGGUGGGGCUUGGGGGUUGGCAGCCCUCACUUCCUUUCUGCCGAUCAAGAUGGACUGGCACAGCCUGGGUCGCAGCCAAGACCUUGCCGAGAACGAUUCGGCCAAUGCCACAGUCUCCCAGUUGAGUUCCUUCUAUCCCUCUUCGUACUUCCAGCUUUCCACGUCAGGGACGCCAUCCACGCAGUGCCGCCUGCGGGUGACUCUCCCCUUCGCCCUCGUGGCGACCUUUCUCACCUUCUUCUUGCCCUCUACGGCCAUCUGUUUCACCUACUGCCGGAUCCUGCUGGCGGCCAGAAGACAGGCACGACAGGUGGAGGCUCUUACUCAUCCCGCUUACCCACAUCACUCACCCGGCGAACCAUCUCACCCUCCUUCUCCCAGACACGCCAUCCAGGAUGGAAAUGACUACAGCCAGCAGGAGCCAUCCGUGUUGCGGCAAGCUCCGCUGUCGGUGAACAGUGAGCGCAGACUGGCACACAGGCAAAGGAAGAGAGCUCUGAAAGCCAGUCUUACCCUGGGAGUGCUCCUGGGUCUCUUCUUCAGUGCCUGGCUUCCCUUUUUUAUCAUCAACAUGGCACAGGCGGUGUGUGAGUGUGUACCACCCUCCUUCUUCGAUGCCAUCACCUGGUUGGGGUACUGUAACAGCACCAUGAAUCCAAUUAUAUACCCAAUGUUCAUGAGGGAUUUCAAAAGGGCUUUGGCACGGCUUCUACCCUGCUGUUCUUCAUCUCAAGCCCCUCGAAGGCCAUCGCUGCCACUUUCCCUUUCUCUACGCAACUCAGGGGAGCCACAACUGCCCACUGAACCCCCCUCCCUCGUGUCCGACCCACCUCAACUACCGGCGACAGCCACAGAUGCCGUUAACCUUCUCGACGCGGAAAACGCCGGGAUCGACCUGCCUCUGCUGCUGCCCAACCAGGUCGAUACAUUAGAUGAUUGACACUCCAACCAAGACAACAAAAGAAGUGCAAUAUACUGUGAACGGCAAGAUGUGAGACUUAUAAUUACAGGUUUUUGAAAAAAUGUGUUGAAACGUACCAUGUUAAAAAAAUCAAUGGUAUAAGUGUUAAUGGGAUAGUUGUGCCUAAACUGGAAGGCUGCAUCGCUCCUCAAGGCAGACCACAGAGAUUGUACAUUUAGAACGGACUUAACACGCAUCCCGCUUCAUUCAUUACCAUAACAACCAAAACAACAGAUGGAUAAAGCAGACGAGAGCGAAAGAAAUCUCACUAAUACCUCUCACAAUGUCAAGUGGUUGUCUGUGGAGCUGUAAUUCACAUCUUAAUUAAACAACAAACCACUUCUAAUGAAGGGGGCAAAUGGUGUAUACAGAAUACUGGCAGUUUAUCACAAAUUAUAUUUAGCAGUGCUUAAAAAAAUUAGAUAUUAUUUAGAGAUGAUAUCCACAAAUAACUUAUAGAUAUUAUUAGACAAUUCCAGAGUGACAAAAAGCCAAGGUUCCUGUUGGUUCUUUAAGUUACAUUCUGGGUGGUGUCUAGAUGGUAACCCUUAUUCUGCAAAAAGUCUUGUGAGAUUCACAUGUGACAUUUAAACACUGUGUUUAUUUGAGUCCCACAGCAACCUUACGCCCAACCCUUUAUCUUGGUGGCAGCAAAUGCGAAUCUCAGGAGUUUCUUGGAACGAGGUUUACCAUCUGGACCCGACCCACAUUUUAUGAGUUGUGAAUCAAGGAAAUGUCAUGAUUUCAUUGCUCUUGGCUCAGAACCAGCAGGUUUGCCAUUGACUAACUGUUCCUGUGCUUCAGUUUGCAACAGAUAGGUUGUGUUUGUGCUUAAAAAAAAAUGAUAUUAAUUUAGGGAUGCUCCGAUCCACCUUUUUCACCUCCGAUACCGAUUCCGAUACCUAGGGUUCAGUAUUGGCCGAUACCGAUACCGAUUUGUCCUCCCAAUUUAAAUAAAUGUAGAAUUUAUAUA